Molecule: messenger RNA, 666 nt
Organism: Dreissena polymorpha
Lineage: Eukaryota; Metazoa; Mollusca; Bivalvia; Myida; Dreissenidae
Product: scavenger receptor cysteine-rich domain superfamily protein-like
Exons: 5
Coding region: 1-666 (221 amino acids)
Cellular component (GO): membrane
Source: RefSeq, a predicted model, not a curated record
AUGCUGUGGAAGCAUCAGAUUGCUUUUGCAGAUAAUUUCACUGGCAAAGACAUCAGAUUGGUUGGUGGAAACAGUGAGCUGGAAGGACGAGUAGAAAUAAGCAUUAAUGGUAUCUGGGGGACAAUCUGUGGAGACGGCUUGUUUGACUUUACUGACGCAGAUGUUCUAUGUAGAAUGCUUCAUACGAAUCUGAGUGCUCUAGACUACUACACAGAUGGACGAAACGGAUAUGGUAAUGGCCCAGUAUUUUACCGUUCGUUGUCAUGUACCGGAUUAGAAAAAACAAUCCAUAAUUGCUCAAGUUCAACAGGUGAAUCGUGUUCCCAUUCGAACGACGUGGGUGUGAUAUGUGCAGGCUGCUCACGUCUGACACAACGUCAUUAUGGAUUGCUCGAACACGUCAAUAUCACCAGCAAUGGUGACGUAUACACUGGCAGAUGCAGCAACGGGACAUCUUAUUUCCAGUUCUUAUACCAAUGUGCACUCAAUGGCACGUGGGAAGAGUAUGGUACAAGAUGUGGUCCUUUAGCCCUUAGAGAUGUCCGAUUCGUUGGUGGAGUCGGCUUGUACGAUGGAACAGUUGAAGUGCGUGUUGGGGAUACCUGGGGUCCGGUGUGUGGAUAUAAACCGACAGUAUUACUCUUACCCCGACAAUGUGUUUUGUAA